Molecule: messenger RNA, 1994 nt
Organism: Callorhinus ursinus (northern fur seal)
Lineage: Eukaryota; Metazoa; Chordata; Mammalia; Carnivora; Otariidae
Gene: LMNB2
Product: lamin B2
Biological process (GO): nuclear envelope organization; heterochromatin formation; protein localization to nuclear envelope
Cellular component (GO): nuclear lamina; nuclear envelope
Molecular function (GO): structural constituent of cytoskeleton
Source: RefSeq, a predicted model, not a curated record
AUGAGCCCGCCGCGCCGCGGCCGCCGUCCCGAGCCGCGCGGGCCCCGAGCCGCUGUCGCCGCCGCCGCCACCACCGCCGCCAUGGCCACGCCGCUGCCCAGCCGCGCAGGCGGGCCCGCCACGCCGCUGUCGCCCACGCGCCUGUCGCGGCUGCAGGAGAAGGAGGAGCUGCGCGAGCUCAAUGACCGCCUGGCGCACUACAUCGACCGUGUCCGCGCGCUCGAGCUCGAGAACGACCGGCUCCUGCUCAAGAUCUCCGAGAGGGAGGAGGUGACCACGCGCGAGGUGAGCGGCAUCAAGACGCUGUAUGAGUCGGAGCUGGCCGAUGCCCGCAGGGUGCUGGACGAGACGGCGCGGGAGCGGGCGCGGCUGCAGAUCGAACUGGGGAAGCUGAAGGCUGAGCUGGAGGAGGCGAACAAGAGCUCCAAGAAGAGGGAGGGUGAGCUCACGGUGGCCCAGGGCCGCGUGAAGGAUCUGGAGUCGCUGUUCCACCGGAGCGAGGCAGAGCUGGCUGCCGCCCUCAGCGACAAGCGCGGCCUGGAGAGCGACGUGGCCGAGCUGCGGGCCCAGCUGGCUAAGGCAGAGGACGGUCACGCGGUGGCCAAAAAGCAGCUGGAGAAGGAGACGCUGAUGCGCGUAGAUCUGGAGAACCGUUGCCAGAGCCUGCAGGAGGAGCUCGACUUCCGGAAGAACGUCUUUGAGGAGGAGGUGCGGGAGACGCGGCGGCGGCAUGAGCGCCGCCUGGUGGAGGUGGACAGCAGCCGGCAGCAGGAGUACGACUUCAGGAUGGCGCAGGCGCUGGAGGAGCUGCGCGGCCAGCACGACGAGCAAGUGCGGCUGUACAAACUGGAGCUGGAGCAGACCUACCAGGCCAAGCUGGACAGCGCCAAGCUGAGCUCUGACCAGAACGAUAAGGCCGCCAGUGCCGCCCGGGAGGAGCUGAAGGAAGCCCGCAUGCGGGUCGAGUCCCUCAGCUACCAGCUCUCCGGCCUCCAGAAGCAGGCCAGUGCCGCAGAGGACCGGAUUCGCGAGCUGGAGGAGACCAUGGCUGGGGAGCGGGACAAGUUCCGCAAGAUGCUGGACGCCAAGGAGCAGGAGAUGACCGAGAUGCGGGACGUGAUGCAGCAGCAGCUGGCCGAGUACCAGGAGCUGCUCGAUGUCAAGCUGGCCCUGGACAUGGAGAUCAGCGCCUACCGCAAGCUCCUGGAGGGCGAGGAGGAGAGGCUGAAGCUGACCCCCAGUCCGGCGUCGCGCGUCACCGUCUCGCGGGCCACGUCGAGCAGCAGCAGCGGCGGCGUGUCCACGGCCGGGCGCCCGGGCCGCAGCAAGCGCAAGCGGCCGGAGGCGGAGGAGUCGCCGGGCCCGGGCUCGAGCGGCAUCGGCUCCGGCAGCAGCAGCAGCGGCAGCACCAGCUUCCAUCUGACGCAGCGGGCCUCGGCCUCGGGCGGCAUCGGCAUCGAGGACAUCGACCUGGAGGGCAGGUUUGUGCAGCUGAAGAACAGCUCGGACAAGGACCAGUCCCUGGGGAACUGGCGAAUCAAGAGGCAGGUCAUGGAAGGGGAGGAGAUUGCCUACAAGUUCACGCCCAAGUACGUGCUGCGCGCCGGCCAGACUGUCACGGUGUGGGCUGCUGGUGCGGGAGUGGCCCACAGCCCCCCCUCGACGCUCGUGUGGAAGAACCAGAACAGCUGGGGCGUGGGCGAGAGCUUCCGGACCGUCCUGGUCAACGCCGACGGGGAGGAAGUGGCCAUGAGAACCGUGAAGCAGUCCUCGGUGGUGCGGGAGACGGAGAACGGGGAGGAGGGAGAGGAGGAGGCAGCAGAGUUUGGCGAGGAGGAUCUUUUCCAUCAACAGGGGGACCCAAGGACCACCUCGAGAGGCUGCCGCGUGAUGUGAACGGAACACGCCUCAUCAACUGUCUUUACCCCAGAGCCACCGAAAACUAUUUUUAUAUCAUUGGCUGUCUUUAGUCCUUGAUACAUUUCUAGAGAAUU